UGCCAAUGAGGAGGCAGGUGUCCAGAAACCACAUAAAUACCAUUAGCACAAUUUCACCACAGCAUCUAAGGAGUUAACCUACAAGAACCGGACAUUUCUCUGUUCCUGGCUCUUAGAGGAGGAGGCCCUGCUGUCAUACAACAGCUGAGUUCCUGCAAUAUUUGGCCCAGGAGAUGAGUGCAUGGCUACUUCUGCCCCAUCAACCAAAAGACUCAUUGUGGUCAUUAAAGGGUUAAGUUGGUACGAAAUCUCUGGAGCCAUGUUCUCUGCCUUUAUAAAUCUCCUCCCUUUAGGAACCACUCCAAGUUUUGGGAAGAAAACACAGGCACGGCUUUCAGUGCAACCAAUCUCAUAUAAGAACAACCUAAACAAUUGCUCAGUGUGAUCUAAAAAGUCCACUACUGAUAUCCUGUUUACUAAGGCAUUUCAGGUCAACUCUUUUACAUAACGCUUCACGGGCCGUUUUGCUCUCGAACUAGACUAUAAAGAGCAGUCACUGACAAAAGAGAACCUGGAAAGCAUCAAGUCGGCUUCCAAAGUUUCCUCAGAAGACUAGAAUUACCAUUUCCAUCAUGUGGCUGCUUGUGUUGGUGCUGUUGGUUAUGCUGUUGGCAUACAGAUGGUACAGGCAGAGUCAGAUAUUAGAGAAUCUUUCAGAUAAAUAUGUCUUUAUUACCGGAUGUGACACUGGAUUUGGCAACGUGUUGGCCAAGCAAUUGGACAAACGUGGAAUGAAGGUUCUGGCAUCUUGCUUGACUGAGAAAGGAGCUGAGAACCUGAAGAAGGAGACAUCUAGUAGGCUAAAAACUACGAUAUUAGAUAUUUCUGACAGCAAGAAUGUGAGUGAUGUCGCUGAUUGGGUGUCUCGCAUUGUUGGAGACAAAGGACUCUGGGGUCUGGUGAAUAAUGCUGCCAUUCCAGGUCAAAUGGCUCCUCUUGGAUGGCAGAAAAAAAAUGACUUUGUAAAGGUUCUGGAAGUGAAUGUUCUGGGGUUUAUUGAUGUGACCCUGACAUUACUGCCUCUGAUCAGGAAAACCAGAGGAAGGAUUGUAAAUGUUUCCAGCAUUGUUGGCAGAAUGCCUCUUAUUCCAGGUGGUUACAAUCUCUCAAAAUAUUGUGUGGAAAACUUCUCAGAUCUUUUAAGGCAGGAACUUAAUGAUUUUGGAGUUAAAGUUUCGAUAGUUGAGCCAGGGGCUUUUAAUACAGCCCUUACUAUCUUGCCUUACAUUAAGAAGAGUAUGGAGGAGAAAUGGCAGAUGUUGCCGGCUGAGACUAAGAAGAUCUAUGGAGAACAAUACUUAAGAAAACACCAACAAAACAUGGAACAGCUGGUUACAACAAGUUCUCCUAAAAGUUACUUGGUGACAAAUUGUAUAGAGCAUGCACUGACUGCAUGUCACCCCUGGACAAGAUACUCGGCUGGACUGGAUGCUAAACUAUUCUACAUCCCUCUUUCCUAUUUCCCAACAUUUAUUAUUGAUUAUAUGGCAUCAAGAAAUGCACCUAAACCUGCGCAAGGAGUUCAUUGAUAUACAGGAGCACAUAGAUGUUUUGCUGCCAAAAAUAUUCCUUUAAUUGCAAUUUUGCUAACUUUGAUGGCUAUGAAUGAGAAGAUAAGAUAAAGGCUUUUCAUAUGGACAGCGCUCAAAUAUUUUUUACUUUACUGUCGAUAAAAUUGACUAAUAUUUAGCUUUUUCUGCAAGUUUAUCACAAUAAGAUGGGAAUGUAAGGUACUUUUGCCACUACAGCUAUAAAUAAAUGGACAGUAAACAAGUAAAUGUUUAUUUUCUCUUGUU
Molecule: messenger RNA, 1796 nt
Organism: Hyla sarda
Lineage: Eukaryota; Metazoa; Chordata; Amphibia; Anura; Hylidae
Product: retinol dehydrogenase 7-like
Exons: 7
Coding region: 573-1529 (318 amino acids)
Source: RefSeq, a predicted model, not a curated record